AUGGCAGAGGCGUGGUACAACCUGUAUGACCUGGGCAAGGCGUGGCGCUGGUACCAUGACUCGCUGGGGCUGAACCGACGGCUUAAGAUCAAAGAGGGCGAGUUUAUUGCGCUGAUAGGCAUUGGCAACGUGAGUGAUGCAAGGUUGCAGCACGAACAGGCACUGGAGUAUUUCCAGCAAGCGCUGCUGAUGGGAGGGGGAAGCAGGGAGCGAGGGAAGCACGAGUUGGAAGGGAGGGAGUGGGGCUGGGUGAUGGCAGGGAAGGCAGCAGCAGAUGGUAUUCUCGGUGCGAAAUUCUGA
Messenger RNA from Closterium sp. Naga37s-1, 300 nucleotides. Lineage: Eukaryota; Viridiplantae; Streptophyta; Zygnematophyceae; Desmidiales; Closteriaceae. The record is from the annotation of a GenBank genome assembly.